Messenger RNA from Penicillium diatomitis, 1305 nucleotides. RefSeq lists its product as uncharacterized. The record is from RefSeq and is a predicted model, not a curated record. NCBI's taxonomy places the organism in Eukaryota, Fungi, Ascomycota, Eurotiomycetes, Eurotiales, Aspergillaceae. The transcript is spliced from 2 exons. The coding region runs from base 1 to 1305 and encodes 434 amino acids.
AUGGAGUACCAUGCUGUGCCGCCCGAGGAGCGCGCACGAGACGAAAACGGCAACUUGCUCCCUUGGGGAUAUGUCUACAAAGAUGAAUCCCGCAACCUUCGACGACCAGCCGAGGAAUCGGGACCUUUUGGCAAGAGGAGGAACAGCCGAUACGAACGAUCGCGCACAAGGACCGGCACCCCAGCCAAGCGCGAGAAUCCCAAUGUAGCCGAGUUUGGCCGUCUGUUUGCCCAGCAACAAGAGGAAGAGCGACCUGUCGUCAGCCUCCCCAAGUCCGCCUCAUCAGGGAGCCUUGACGCCUCGCGAAAAUUGACCGAGAAAGUCGCGACCGAAUGCAUUCUCUACGGAUACAAGGCCAAGGAUGGAGAGUGGAAAGUGAUUGACAAGUACGAGCGGAUCUCGCAGGGCUUCAUCUGCGAGGAUUACCCGCGCAAUGACCCCAAUUAUGCCAGCCAAUUCGGCCAGCUGUUGAGCGGCGGCGACGUUGUCAUCCGCAAGGAUCUGACCGCGGAUGCGAAUCGCAAGUCCAAGCGAUAUGCGGGCGGGUAUCACUGGAUCAAGGUCACAUUUGAUUCUUCUCAAGCAGCCGAUCGGGCCUGUUUCUUUUCGCCACAGGAGGUCGAUGGGCAUCUGGUCUUCUGUGAGCUGUACGAGGGUCACGGUCCCGCCGAGGACGUGCCUAUUCCCGCCGAUUCCGCUGCGGCCGCGAAGCUGCGCAGCAAAAACACACGCACUCUGACGUCCACACAUUCGUCCGCCUUCCUCUCUAAUGCAGGUAGCAUGGACGGACAACCCUCUUCUUUCACACUACCCCGAUCAUUUGGCAUGAACAAUCUCUCAGGUGUGCCGGAGCCGGAGAAGGAAUUAUCGUUCGAUUCAACUACAACUACGACAGCGACAUCAGGGACGGCCACAGCGGCAACCACAAUCACAACCACAACUGCAACUGCACUCUCGACGGGGGUCUCGUCUAGCUUUGGAAGCACUUCAUCUUUACAUCACCGCGGCAUAUCUGACGCUGCGCCCAAGCCGGACUCGGAUUACAUGACGCACAUCCCGACCGUCCGUCGAACGAAGCUACGUCCACUUACCGAGGCUCUUCCGCCAGGCCCGACGAUGACCGAGCGUGUGCUGCGAUCGAUUCCCAUCCUCAGUUGGUUCACGGGGGAUAUUGUCGGUGAUGGACCGCAGCUGAAGGAGGAUGGAACGUUUGAUCACAACAAGUCCGCUGCAUAUUGGCGGUUCUGGUGGAUGCUGGAUCAGUUACUCGGGACGGAUAUGUGUGGUUUGAAAGAGGACUCAUGA